CAGGACGCGCUGCCAACGCUGGAUAGAACAGGCAGGAGCCAGAGGAGUGGCUGUCUGGACUGCAGGACAGUUGCCGGCCAGGUGAGCAGGCAGGUGGACAAGGCAGGCUCGUGGCACCGGACCAGAGCCCGGUCAGCCGAGUGGGAGUCCUUCCUCGAACUCUCCCCCGGCCAAUUGCCCAGCGCCCGACCCUCCAUGGAUGCUGUGGACACCACCGUGGAGAAGCUCCGGGCACAGUGCCUGUCCCGAGGGGCCUUGGGCAUCCAGGGCCUGGCCAGGUUUUUCCGCCGCCUGGACCGGGACAGGAGCCGGACCCUGGACUCGGGGGAACUCCAGCGGGGCCUGGCUGAGCUGGGGCUGGUGCUGGACGCGGCUGAAGCAGAGGGCGUGUGCAGGCGCUGGGACCGUGAUGGCAGCGGGACGCUCGACCUGGAGGAGUUCCUGAGGGCACUGCGGCCCCCCAUGUCCCCAGCUCGGGAGGCGGUCAUUGCAGCUGCCUUUGCCAAGCUGGACCGCAGCGGGGAUGGUGUGGUGACCGUGGACGACCUCCGGGGAGUGUACAGUGGCCGCGCCCACCCCAAAGUGCGAAGUGGGGAGUGGACCGAGGAGGAGGCGCUCCACCGCUUCCUGGACAACUUCGACUCCUCCGAGAAGGACGGGCAGGUCACGCUGGCUGAAUUCCAGGACUACUACAGCGGCAUAAGCACCUCCAUGGACACAGAUGAGGAGUUUGUGGCCAUGAUGACCAGUGCCUGGCAGCUGUGAGCCGGGUACACUUGCUCAGCAACCCCCCCUCAGCAACCCCAGAGCAUAGGCCCCCACCCUGGCCCCCUGGGGUCUUAGGACCCCAGGGAGCAAGGCCGUCUCCGUCCAGGCUAUGCAGACCUUGGGCCUCACAGAGCAAGCUGCAGCUGCCUGCCCCCCCCCCCCACCCUGAGCCAGCCCACCCCUGGGCAGGGAAGCAAACAGCCUUUCUGUGAAGCAAAGCUCAGCGUGGAGCCGGCCAGUCUUGGAAAGCAGCCAAGUUUAGUCACCUGCCCAGAGUUGGGGUGUGGGGUGUGGGGCAGGGGCUCGGGGCCUGCAGACAGGCCAGGCGGCUCGGAGAGGUGGACGCUGUUCCUGGCCGGGCUGUCCGGCUUCCUGAGGCCCCUGGGGCAUGCAGGAGGCCAGGGUUUUAGUUAAAAGUUUUAAUGUAGUUCCCAAAUACAUUUCAUAUGACAAUCUUACAUAAAUGUUCCAAAACACA
Molecule: messenger RNA, 1246 nt
Organism: Mustela lutreola (European mink)
Lineage: Eukaryota; Metazoa; Chordata; Mammalia; Carnivora; Mustelidae
Gene: CAPS
Product: calcyphosine
Exons: 4
Coding region: 196-765 (189 amino acids)
Cellular component (GO): vesicle
Molecular function (GO): calcium ion binding
Source: RefSeq, a predicted model, not a curated record